This is a messenger RNA of Pseudovirgaria hyperparasitica, 2391 nucleotides long. RefSeq lists its product as uncharacterized. The coding region runs from base 1 to 2391 and encodes 796 amino acids. Lineage: Eukaryota; Fungi; Ascomycota; Dothideomycetes; Acrospermales; Acrospermaceae. Gene Ontology annotation, molecular function: ferric-chelate reductase activity. Gene Ontology annotation, cellular component: plasma membrane. Gene Ontology annotation, biological process: iron ion transport; intracellular iron ion homeostasis; copper ion import. The record is from RefSeq and is a predicted model, not a curated record. The transcript has 3 exons.
AUGGCCAUGUCGAAGCUGGUCAGCGCGCUGCACGUUCUCGCACUGAUAACUGUACCGACGGCCUCCGCGAGUGGAAUCAUCGGCUUUGGUAUCUCAUUGUAUCAGGACCUUUGCUGCCAAUCAUGCCACGACUCGCUUUCCAAACUGUACCUCAACUGUACAACAUUUCCAGAGGGCAUGGAUGCUGAAUCGGCUUCGAGUAUGUCCAUGGACAUGGGAAUGGACAUGUCUAUGAUGCCCGAGACCAGCGAGGAAUGCUACGCGUCGAAUACUCCUUGGCUGCAAACUAUGGCAUACUGCAUCCAGAAGAACUGCAAUGCCGAUGGAUAUCCCACCUCUAAGCAAGCAGAGUGUUUCAGCAAGCAAGCACUUGGCGGCGCAACAGAGCCGACCUUCCAGGACAGCUUGCCAUCAUCUGCCCCUACGGAAGAACUGGCGGCUGAUGCGCUCUGGCUCAACUCGACCAGCCUUGUCAACGGAGACACAUACUACUCGACCCAUGGUACUCUGGGCGAAUUCGCCAGAUCGGAGUAUAUCCACACGCGAUACUCUUUAAUACUUUAUCUGAUUGUCAUUGGCUUCAUCCUAGCCUGUGGUCUCUUCGUCCAGACACAGCGAAUUCUACCUGGAUUUCAAAAACAGCUGCAGACGUCUACGCUAUGGGCCAAAUGUCAGCAAGCGGUCUUCCUACCCGCUCUGUUCAGAAGUCGACGCCUUGAACCUUUGCCAGCCAAUGCUGGGUAUGUUCCUGGUAGGGCUUUGACCAUCUCAAUUGCUGUAUAUGUCAUCAUCAACAUCAUACUGUGCUCUGUGUCCUAUCGCAGCUUUCAACCGAACAUAUAUUUCCUGUCGAAAGGCUUCGAACUGUGCGAAUACGUAGGAAACCGCACUGGAACCAUCAGCAUAGUCAACAUGAGUAUAGCCAUCUUGUUUGCGGGGCGCAACAACAUUCUCAUGACAAUUACUGGCUGGAGUCAAACCACUUUCAUGACUCUACACCGCUGGACAGCACGCGUGGCCACGUUGCAAGCCGUUGUCCACUCCAUUGUCUACACAAUGGCUUACUGGGAGCAAGGGUACGAAGGCGCCUCUGCAUACGCUGCAAAGGCUGCAGAGCCAUUCUACUAUUGGGGAAUCAUCGCGACCAUUGCAAUGUGCUUGAUCCUCCCAUUCGCCCUCCUGGCAUUCCGCAUCAAGUUCUACGAGACAUUCCUAGUUAUCCACAUUGCCCUGGUCAUCCUCACAUUAGCUGCAACAUGGUACCACAUUGUUCCCCACUUUGGUUACGUAUAUGGCUACCAGACCUGGCUGUACCUCUGCUUCGCUUUUUGGGUCUUCGACCGAGUGGCCAGAGUUGCGCGCGUUGGCUUCUACAGCCAUCUUGGCAGCUCCAAGGCCAUCGUUGAACGGGUCCCGGGAUGCGACGUCAUGCAUGUCACGGUGUAUCCUCGCACUACCAUAGGUUUCGGUGUUGGGCAACACACCUUUCUGUACUUUCCCUAUAUUGGCGUAGGGAAGUUCUGGGAAAGCCAUCCUUUCAGUGUAGUUAGCUGGGGAAGGCAGCGACGAUUGCAACCAAGUAAUUCUAGCUCGGCGUCCUCCUCGGCGGAGAAGAGAACUGCCGACGACGAGAUCAACGUUGUUGGUGCGAAGCAUGGCUUGAGCACACAUUCGCGAGCCAUUACCAAGGACUCGUCCUCACCGCUCUUAGGCGAGAUGGAUGAACGGCCUUCGAUAUCAUUCAUGAUGCGGGCCCACACUGGCUUCACAAGAACCUUACUUCGAGAUCUCUUCACCUCUGACACUCGGCCUGCAGAAAUUGCAGUCUAUACGGAAGGACCAUAUGGGGGACACGGUGCGACCCUGCAGCCGCUCGUCAACGCGGACACCGUCAUCUGUCUCGUUGGCGGUAUUGGUAUCACCAACAUUCUCGGUUUGGUUCAGGAGUACACCAGCGGAAAGUUCACCGGUGGUGAGAGUCAGAGUAAGACACGGGGUCUGAUGAAGAAAGCUAAGAGACUAGUGCUUCUCUGGUCUGCAAGGGAGAUGGCCUUGAUCGACUUCGUAAAGGAUAGGUUCCUUUCAUUCGACGUGGAGGUUGAAGGAAUCGAGUGCGCGUUCUGGUGCACAGGAAACUCCAAGAACACUGAGCAGGACUCGGAUACUGAAAGCCAGAAGGCAAGCGGAGUCAAGACAGGACAAUCCGCUGUCGCAACGAGAGGACGAAUGAUGAUGGGAACGGAGCUAAGGUCUCACUUGGAAAAAGGCCAGCAGACAACUAUUGUCGUAUGCGGACCUAGCCAGAUGACGGACGAAGCCACCAGAGAAGUGGUCGGCUGUAUCAAGGAGGGUUAUAGAGUGGACCUUGUUGAGGAGGCUUUCAGCUGGUAA